AUGAAUCACAUUAAAGCUUUUGCUUUGGCAAAAUGGGCAACAGCUGAGAAAUUAGAGCUUAUAGGAAUGGAGGGUGAAGUUGGCCUUGUCUAAGAUUUAUCAGAUACCCUCAUGAUACUCAAGACCAAAACCAUUAGUUAAUUUCAGAAGAUAGACUCAUUGCCAUCUAAAAAAGGAAGGUGGUAUUAUUUGCCCUUUAACAAAGAAAUCAUCCAAUUGGUUUUAGCAACAAGUGAUUGCAAUCAAUACAAUAUUGAAAUGCUCAUCAGUGCCAUCUAAUCAAAAAUUGUAUUGAUAUCAGUAUAAACUAAUUAGUUGAAUGGAAAUAUCAUCCUUAAUGAUAAUCAGAAGGAUAACAUCCUACAGCUGCUGAAUUAUUUUGAGAAACAAUACAAUAAAGAUCCCAAACAAAUCAAAUAAAUCAUGUAGGUGUUAGACAAUACUAAAUUAUCGGUCCAACAGAAUAUAGAAAAAUUAAUCAACAAUAAAGAGCAAUUAAGUUAAAUUGAAAUUAAAUCCUUGGAAUUGGAGGAUACUUCAAAAGUCUUUUACGAUACAGCCGCUGCUGUUCACAGAAAGAAUCGAUUAAAUAGAUUAAAGAGAAGACUAAUUAUUGGUGGCAUAGCCUUUAUAAGUCUAAGUUUUAUUUGUUAUUGGAUUUUUUAUUGAUCAUAAUAUUUAAAAUUAGCAAAUUAUAA
Molecule: messenger RNA, 698 nt
Organism: Paramecium tetraurelia
Lineage: Eukaryota; Ciliophora; Oligohymenophorea; Peniculida; Parameciidae
Exons: 3
Biological process (GO): vesicle fusion
Cellular component (GO): SNARE complex; plasma membrane
Molecular function (GO): syntaxin binding; SNAP receptor activity
Source: RefSeq, a predicted model, not a curated record